This is a messenger RNA of Ascochyta rabiei, 633 nucleotides long. Its product is annotated as GAL4 enhancer protein. Gene Ontology annotation, biological process: protein targeting to membrane. The record is from RefSeq and is a predicted model, not a curated record. The transcript is spliced from 3 exons. The coding region runs from base 1 to 633 and encodes 210 amino acids. Gene Ontology annotation, cellular component: cytoplasm; nascent polypeptide-associated complex. NCBI's taxonomy places the organism in Eukaryota, Fungi, Ascomycota, Dothideomycetes, Pleosporales, Didymellaceae.
AUGGCCAACCCCCGCAUUGAAGAGCUCCCCGACGAGCCCGAGAAGAAGAACGUCCAGAUUGAGGAGGAUGAGUCCAGCGACGAGUCCGAGGGCGAGGAGGGUGGUGAUGCCGUGAUCCCCCAGGGCUCCUCCGUCACCGUCCACUCGCGUAACGAGAAGAAGGCUCGCAAGGCCAUCGCCAAGCUCGGCCUGAAGCACAUUGAGGGCAUCACACGCGUCACCCUCCGCCGACCGAAGAACAUCCUCUUCGUCAUCAACCAGCCCGAGGUCUACAAGUCCCCCUCCAGCAACACCUACAUCGUCUUCGGUGAGGCCAAGAUCGAGGACCUGAACUCGCAGGCCCAGGCCUCGGCCGCUCAGCAGCUCGCCCAGGCCGAGCAGCAGGGUCACGACCACGCCGGUCACGACCACGACCACGACCAUGACCACGGCGACGCCAAGGGCAACGCUAAGGCUGUUGAGGAGAAGGCCGACGAGGAGGACGACGGCGAGGAGGUCGAUGACUCUGGUCUCGAGGCCAAGGACAUUGAGCUUGUCAUGCAGCAGGCGUCCGUCUCCCGCAAGAAGGCCGUCAAGGCCCUGAAGGAGAACGACAACGACAUUGUCAACUCGAUCAUGGCGCUGAGCAUAUAG